Molecule: messenger RNA, 1983 nt
Organism: Bacidia gigantensis
Lineage: Eukaryota; Fungi; Ascomycota; Lecanoromycetes; Lecanorales; Ramalinaceae
Exons: 1
Coding region: 1-1983 (660 amino acids)
Source: RefSeq, a predicted model, not a curated record
AUGUCGGAAGUAGCCACCAUACCAUCUGUCUACUCGCAACCGUCCCCUGAAUUCGAGCAUUUCUCAGGCGUAGGGUCCUACUCGCCCCCCGAGUCAUCCUCCAUCUAUCCCGAAACGAUUUCCCCACCAGACACUCCGCGCACCAUGGGCGAAAGAGAAAGAGUAGAAAGGACCUCCCCUGAUGUCUCUCCAAUCUCGGCGACCCCAAGUCCAACAGCAAUGCACCACCCUGAAUUGACCUUGAGCGGCUCCAAGAGGUACAGCAGCAAUUUGCCCGUCCCAAGAAGCAAUACAAAGAAGUUUUGGAAGCUUCCAAAUGCGGGCAAAAGAUCGGAGGACCCGCAGUCCUCUCAGGUACACUGGGAUGAAUACUCUGGCGAGCCAACUGCGGAAGACAAGGGAAAACCUGCUUCCGCUACUCCUGGAUCUAUCAAACUACGUGAGACUCCAAGUCCGCUGAGGCUGAAGACUGCCCUGGGAACCUCAACACACAUUAGCAGCGGCAAUAUACCUGCCCGAAAAAGGGUUGGGAGCAGAGAAGUCGCAGAUGCUCCAAUCAUCAUGAGACCCGAGUGGAAAGGUGCUGGUGGUCGCCACAGCAUUGUCAAACCAUUAUUUGACAAACCGUUUUCACCUGGGCAAAGUCGCAAGUUCCCUGAAGGCAGUCACAAAAAGUGGCUCGAAGAGCAGGAAAAGGAAAGAGAGGAACAGGAGCGGCUAGCGCAACAGCAGCUCGAUGAGCAACGGCUAGCGAGACAAACCGAAGAGCAGGAACGUAAGGACCAGGAGGAGGAAGCCAUUGAGGCUGCGAAGCAGGAGAAAGAGCGCGCAAUGCAAGAACAAAGGGAACGCCAACGUGAACAGCAACAAAGAAUGGCCCGCGAACGGAUCGAAAAAGCAAAGCGUGAGCGUGAGAGGAUCCUUCAUGGGCAAGAAGAAAGCGAGCGGCGGGCUAAAGAACGAGUUGAGAGGGUUUCGCCUCCGCCAAUGCCAGCCCCGCUAAGGAUUGCCUCAAGAUCGCCUACAUCUCCCAAGGCGCCGACACCAACUAUGCCCAUCACUUACGACAGAUUGGAGGCAAAUGUGCAAUCUGCCGUGGAACCACUGAUAAGCCAAGGCUCUUCUGGAGCAACCACUCCAGUAGCACCAGAUCAAAGAACGCGCAUAACACGCUUGAACAAUCUAAUGAAUGACGACACAAGAUCCCCUCUGGCUCGAAACCCGAGCAGUGAGGAGUUGAGGGACCGAAAGAAUCAGGCCUUACCAAGUCUACCCCGAAACGGUCAACCAAGUCCUUUGAGUCAGUUGACCACAGAUCAGUCCUUCUCAAACGGAUCCGGUGACGAGUAUCCCGUCCGAGACUCUAGCCUCAGCGACGCGGGUCAGAUUGAAGCAAGGUUCCGCGCCAAUUUACAGCAUGUAGCUCUUCCUGAUCAAUCACAAAGUCGCUUCAGUGCAACCACUGUGGCGACCACAGCAUAUGAUAAUAGCCCUCCACAAACGCCAGAGAUGAAGUCGACAGUCUCUUCGAAUACUAAUACACCAGAAUCUAUCCUCAACCGAAAGAGACCAGUAGCUUCAUCAGGGGUCAUACGGCGAAAGCCCACCCCUUCUAUGGCAGGGACUCCUAAUGGCGUGACCAGAGAAGACUCCAAAUCGCUCCCGAAGCCACCACCUGACGCUGAAAUUGUAGAUCCAAUCCAAACACUGCAAGCUAAGCAGGAUGUUCUGCGCAGACGGCGUCGCAAUCUAGAGACGGUCAUUAACGAGCUGACCAACGUCGUACAACCAAGCUCCAUCGCAUAUGAUCGAGCAUCUAGACUCGAGAUCAAGAAAACGGUGGCUGGGUUGGAGAAGGAGCUGUCAGAAGUGGUCAAAGAUGAGCAUGAAACGGGUCUGAAACUGCAUCGGGCUUGGAAGAGACACGAAGAUUUUGCCCCGUAUGAACCAACAAGUAUAUGGGUGAGGAGGGUGACGACAUGA